This is a messenger RNA of Biomphalaria glabrata, 864 nucleotides long. RefSeq names its product proteasome subunit beta type-1-like. The record is from RefSeq and is a predicted model, not a curated record. Bases 78 to 767 code for a protein of 229 amino acids. The transcript is spliced from 6 exons. Gene Ontology annotation, cellular component: proteasome core complex. NCBI's taxonomy places the organism in Eukaryota, Metazoa, Mollusca, Gastropoda, Planorbidae.
AACAUCGCCACUGAACUAUAUAUUCUUUUAAAUCAUUGCAAUCACGAUUCGCAAGCAAUUUUGAUUACAAAAAAAACAUGGCGUCCGCCUCAGUACUGUCGGAAUACAAAGCUCCAAUAUCUGCUCAUUUUAGUCCUUAUGAUUUUAAUGGAGGGACUGUUUUAGCCAUUGCUGGGAAUGACUUUGCACUAAUUGCAACUGAUACUAGGUUAAGUCAGGGCUUUGCAAUUCAUUCAAGAGAAUGUCCUAAAACCUUUACAUUAACAAACAAUACAAUUUUGGGAUGUUGUGGUUUCCAUGGAGAUGUUUUGACACUGACUAAAACACUAGCAGCAAGACUGCAGAUAUUUGAAAAAGAUCACAACAAACCCAUGCCAACUGCUUCAAUAGCUGCCAUGCUCUCCACUAUACUGUACUACAGAAGAUUUUUUCCAUACUACACCCACAAUGUGGUGGCUGGCUUGGAUGAAGAGGGAAAAGGCUGCGUCUACAGUUUUGAUCCUGUUGGUUGUUAUGAAAAAGAGUCAUUUAGAGCAAAAGGGUCAGCCUCAGCCAUGUUGCAACCACUGCUGGAUAACCAGAUUGGAGGUAAGAACCAGAACGGGUACACUGCUCAGUCUCUCACAUCCACACAGUGUGUUGCUUUAGUCAAGGAUGUCUUCACAUCUGCUGCAGAGAGAGACAUCUACACUGGAGACAACAUAAUUAUAUCUGUGGUCAACAAAGAUGGCAUCAAAUCAGAGAAGUUCCCGUUGCGACGAGACUAGUACAUUUGUUAGCACAGGCUUUUGUCAUACAUUAUGUAUUGUAUUCUUAAACAUUGCGUUUCAAAGAUUAAACACUUCAAACAUUUUCCACAGCUUA